UGUCAUAUCAACUGUCAUUAGAAGUCACUCGAGCAGCUGAUCUUCGAAAAAUUUAGUUACAAAUUGUUUUUAUUUAUGUAACUAAUUCGAUUAUUAUAUCUCUUCAGAGAUGAUUCGUAAAGUUGUUAUUGGAUCUGGGUUAGUGGCGUUGGUGCCAAGUGUUAGUGCUGCAACACCUGUACCACCAUCUGAUGAACCGGUCCGCCCUCCGCCUAUGAAACCUUCUGAAUUACCCAUAUAUGAAGCCCCUCAUGCUGAAUAUGGAGAGUAUUUACAGUCAAAAGCAAAUGAACAGAAGAGUUCAUACUUAAGAUCAGUGCUCCUCCCACCAGUACAAGCAGUGCGAGAAAAAGUUCAAAUCGGAUGGGCUCACACCGAGUCACUUACAAAUACUGUCAAAGAUAAUUACUCAGAGCUACACGAUAAAACUGAGUGGAUUGUGCAAUAUUUAAGAGAAGAGGAGAACAAACAGAUUAGGUAUGGGGCGGUAGCUAUGGGUGGUCUCACUGGCUUCAUAUUUGGCCUUCGAGGAGGACUUAUCAGGAGAUUAUUCUAUGCUGGACUAGGAACAACGGGUAUGGGCUACAUUUGUUUCCCUGAAGAGACUAAACAGAUUAUGAAUGACAAUGGAGUCUUUGUAAAACAAUAUAUUAAUAUUGCUUACAACUUCUUGUAUGGAGUUAAACCUGGAGACCCACAGCUGGAGGUGAAAUUCCCUGAGUUAUCUUUUCCCAAAGAUUUCUCAGAAUUUCUUGACUUAACAGUAUCUUUGGCUUCAUCUGUCAAACAAGCUGUUAUGCCCCCGCCUUCUAAAGAGUCAGACACUAAACCAUCUGAACAUAAAGAAUAGAUUAUUUAAAUGAUGAUGAGCUAGAUCAAUAAACAACUAACAACGUAAAUGAAUGGUGAUUCAAGGAAACAUCAAAUAUAAAUAAUUUUCAGAAGUAUACAAAUGUACGUAUAUUUAUUGGAAUAACAGUGUAAUUUAUUCUAUAAUUGGUAAAUAAAAAAAUAUUAUAGUUAA
Molecule: messenger RNA, 1024 nt
Organism: Melitaea cinxia (Glanville fritillary)
Lineage: Eukaryota; Metazoa; Arthropoda; Insecta; Lepidoptera; Nymphalidae
Exons: 8
Coding region: 110-850 (246 amino acids)
Biological process (GO): cristae formation
Cellular component (GO): MICOS complex
Source: RefSeq, a predicted model, not a curated record